Cicer arietinum (chickpea) is the source of this 1299-nucleotide messenger RNA. Its product is annotated as beta-glucuronosyltransferase GlcAT14C. Gene Ontology annotation, cellular component: membrane. The record is from RefSeq and is a predicted model, not a curated record. Gene Ontology annotation, molecular function: glucuronosyltransferase activity. NCBI's taxonomy places the organism in Eukaryota, Viridiplantae, Streptophyta, Magnoliopsida, Fabales, Fabaceae.
AUGAAACGAAACCACAGUUCCCACCACAAGAACAACCAAAACCCACCUCGAAAAUGGCUUAUAAUCCCAACUCUCACAAUCUCCCUCCUUCUCCUCUUCAUCCUUCUCCUUCUUCCCCACACAAAACCCUCUUCUUCAUCCCCUUCUUUUGACAAUUUCACAACCCAAUUGAAUCUUCCAAAACUACCCAAAUUCGCUUACUUGUUAACAGGUACAAAAGGGGAAGUUUCACAGCUCAAAAGGGUUCUUCAAGCAACUUACCAUCCAAGAAACUAUUACCUUCUUCACCUUGAUCUUGAAGCUUCUGAUGAAGAGAGGCUUGAGCUUGCAAAGUAUGUGAAGAGUGAGAGUGUUUUUGUGGUUUUUAGGAAUGUUAUGGUUGUUGGUAAAGGUGAUUUGGUUACUUAUAAGGGUCCUACUAUGAUUGCUUCUACACUUCAUUCUGUUGCUUUGUUUCUUAAAAGGGUUGGUGAUUGGGAUUGGUUUGUUAAUCUUAGUGCUUCUGAUUAUCCUCUCUUCUCACAAGAUGAUCUCUUGCAUAUCUUUUCAUUCAUGCCUAGGGACAUAAACUUCAUUGAGCAUACAAGUAAUAUGGGUUGGAAAGAAUAUCAAAGAGCCAGGCCUAUCAUUAUAGAUCCGGCCUUAUAUCAUUCAAGGGUAUCUAGUGUUUACUAUGCUAAAGAGAAAAGAUCUCUCCCAUCUUCGAUCAAGUUAUUCACAGGCUCUGAAUGGGUCGUACUUACAAAACCGUUUCUCGAGUUCUGCGUUUGGGGUUGGGACAACCUUCCUCGUACACUCCUCAUGUACUACACAAACUUCCUUUCGUCAAACGAAGGCUACUUCCACACCGUCAUUUGCAAUCACAAGGAUUAUCAAAACACGACUAUAAACCACGAUUUGCGUUACUUAAGGUGGGACAACCCACCAAAACAACAUCCUUUGUCGUUGAAAUUGGAGCAUUUUGAAGACAUGGCGCAUAGUGGUGCGCCUUUUGCUCGAAAGUUCGACAAGGACGACCCGAUUCUUGAUAAAAUUGACAAGGAACUAUUGGGAAGGUCCGACGGUCACUUUACUCGUGGUGGUUGGUGUGUUGGUAAUAAUCUUAAGGGAAAUGAUCCUUGUGCUGUUUAUGGAAACAGAGAUGUUGUUAAACCUAGUUUAAGAUCAAAGAUUCUUGAGAAACUGAUGUUGAAACUAUUGGAUUAUGAAAAUUUCAGGCCAAAACAAUGUAAAUAAUCUGUUCUUGCAAUGUGCAAAUUUUUAUACAUUAUGAACAGUUAUCCAUUUAUUUUGACAUUA